Molecule: messenger RNA, 613 nt
Organism: Camellia sinensis
Lineage: Eukaryota; Viridiplantae; Streptophyta; Magnoliopsida; Ericales; Theaceae
Source: RefSeq, a predicted model, not a curated record
UUUAUUUUUUGCAACCACCACCACCACCACCAUCAUGGAAGAAGAGAAGAAGCACCACCACCCCUUCCACCACGAGAAGAAGGAACAGACACCUGAGGAGGAGUACAAGCAACAUAAGAGUCACGAGCACCUCGGUGAACUUGGUGCUGUUGCUGCCGGUGCUUAUGCUUUGCAUGAGAAACAUAAGUCUAAGAAAGACCCGGAGAACGCCCACAAGCACAAGAUAGAGGAAGAAAUUGCAGCAGCAGUGGCAGUCGGGGCCGGUGGGUACGCAUUCCAUGAGCACCAUGAGAAGAAAGACGCCAAGAAAGAAGGCGAGGAGGAACAUGGAAAGAAGCACCACCACCUCUUUUAAUUUUUCUAAUUUUAAUUAACCGUGUUUUUUUGUAGUUUUAUCUAUGAUUUGCUGAUCUGUGAGUAACUAUCAACUAUAUAUCCUAAAUAAUGUAUGUGAAUUUGUGUUGUGUGAGUUGAGUUUGUAUUUGUGUUUGUUUAAUUACUGGGUCUCUUUUACACUAUGUCAUGAUGACCGAGUAAAAGAGGUGUUAUCUGGAUCUGUAUUCAUAUGAUGUGGUUAAUAAUAUUGUUUGAUAUGUUUCCAUGUUAAUGUCAA